This is a messenger RNA of Ambispora leptoticha, 729 nucleotides long. NCBI's taxonomy places the organism in Eukaryota, Fungi, Glomeromycota, Glomeromycetes, Archaeosporales, Ambisporaceae. The record is from the annotation of a GenBank genome assembly.
AUGCAACCGCAAGCCCAAGAAAAUGACAAUAAUGAGAAUGUCGACAAUGAACAAACAAUAAUAUCUAAUGCUUCUAAUAAUAACAAUCAUGUAUAUGGUACUUUUGCGCAAAAUGUAAUAAUAGCAGGUACUUUAACAUCACCUGUCACUUCAACUACAAAGUUAUUAUCAGACAAUGAUGAUCCAGAAUUAGAAAAUCAAUCUUGUUUCGUUAAUCCAAUAAACGGAUGUGCUGCUUCAAUUGGCAGUUGUGUAUUUCCUACAACACUUUACCUAAAGAAUGAUGCUUCAACAGCAAGAGACAAUUUUUCCAUCGAAAGAAACUUUCUAUCAUGGUUAAGAAUCAGCACAUCAUUCAACCUGAUCGGUCUCUCAAUCUACUUCCGAUUUCACUUGAUUCCACCACCGGCACAAGACGAGAUCGCCAGACUCGAGAACCAAUACUCGAAACCAAUCGGCAUGAUGUUUAUCGUGUGCGGUUUAUUUCUGCUGUGUUGGGCAGUGUGGCAGUAUUUCGGGUUUCAACGAAUGCUCGCGACACGUGUAAUGAGAGUCGAGAAUAGUCGAUUGAAUUUCUGUAUCGCGUUUUUCGUUGGACUUUUAAUAUUUUCGGCGUUAGUAGUGAAUAUCGUGUUCGAGAAUGCUAGGCCGAGGAAGGGAUUUGAUAGUAGUGUUAAUAGCACUUUUAUUACUACUGACGAUAAUCUCUGGUUUGGAUCAUCUUGGUAG